This is a messenger RNA of Cercospora beticola, 2083 nucleotides long. RefSeq lists its product as uncharacterized. Lineage: Eukaryota; Fungi; Ascomycota; Dothideomycetes; Mycosphaerellales; Mycosphaerellaceae. Gene Ontology annotation, cellular component: plasma membrane. Gene Ontology annotation, biological process: transmembrane transport. Gene Ontology annotation, molecular function: transmembrane transporter activity. The record is from RefSeq and is a predicted model, not a curated record.
AUAUAUAGCACUGUCCGCGCGAUGCUUCCUCCAAAGCUGCAGAGCUAUGUCACAGCUCGGUAUUAUGACACAGCACAGCGGACUGCCUGCUCCCGAGCACGAUGAUCACAACAUAGCGAAGUUCCUACCUGGAGACGCCCAGAAUCCACGGAACUGGUCAGCCUUCAGGAAAUGGACGAUUGUCGCGAGCAUUGGUCUUGUCGACCUGACAGUUUCGUUCGGUGCGAGCGGCUUCAGUCCAGCCAGCGGCGACUUUGCUGCCCAUUUCGGAUUGAGCAGCGAAAUUGCUGGCAUAGGACUUUCCAUCUUCGUUCUUGGGCUUGCUUUCGGGCCCAUGUUUAUCGCUCCACUCUCAGAGUACUAUGGACGAACGGCCCUUUAUCUGAUACCGUACGGCAUUUUUCUAAUUUGUCUCGCUCUGUCGGCAGCUAUAGACAAUGUACCUGGUUUCUUCGUGCUACGCUUCUUCUCAGGGCUCUUUGCAAGCGUGACGAUUGCGAACUUUGGUGGAAGCAUUGCGGACUUGUUCUCCAAGAAUGAUGUUGGACCGGCGAUGAACAUAUUCCUGUGGGCUGCAGUGUGUGGAAGCCCUAUGGGCUUUUUCCUGAUGUCUUUGGUCGCACAAUCGCACGGCUGGAGGGCUGUUCUCUGGACGCUCUUUGGCAUCUGUGCAGUCCUCUGGGCUCAGCUUUUGGUCGUUCUGGUGCCCUUCGGGAACGAGACACGUCACUCCGUACUGCUGCGGAGGCGGGCGAGAAGACAUGGCAAGGCUAUUCCGGACGAAGCACAGGCAAGGUCUCUGAAGACUCUGUUCACAGUAACACUUGCGCGACCCUUUCGAUUUUUAUCUACUGAGACCAUCGUUAUAUUUGGCGCGCUUUAUAACGGAUUCCUCUACGGCAUAAGCUUUCUGUUUAAUGGCGCUUUUGGCCUGGUCUUCGGAGAACGCGGUUACGGAUUCGACACCUUGGGCGUCGGACUCUGCUUCACGGGCUUCAUUGUCGGCAUAAGCCUUGGCCCUGUGACAGGAAUAUGGCAAGAGCGUUACUACCAGAAGUCAAUACAAGUGGGUCAGACAUAUUCAACUGGCUCAGGGAGUUCAGGCGAAUCAGAAGCGAGUGCUCUACUAGAGCCAAGCCGAACAGGUGCAGUAAGGCACAAUCCUGAAGCUCGCGUCCAGCUAGGCAAAGUCGCAGCUGUCGCUUUGCCCAUUAGCCUCGCCUGGUUUGCGUGGACUGCGACCUCAAAGCACUGGAUCCUGCCUAUACUUGCUACAUCGCUCUUUGGUUGGAGCUUUUUCACACUCAUCUUCAUGGUAGCCAUUUAUACCGAGGAGAGCUACAUGGUCUAUUCUGCAUCAGCAUUGGCGGGAAUUGGACUCGCAAGGAAUGUAGUAGGAGCCAUCUUCCCAUUGAUUGGCAACAUCAUGUUUGAGAGACUUGGCCCGAGAACUGCAGGAAGCAUAAUUGCAGGACUGGCUCUUCUGCUUGCUCCCAUUCCAUUCGUCCUGGAGAGAUAUGGCCCGAACCUUAGAGCUAGGAGUCCAUUUGCUUACGAGCAUGCAGAUGAUGAGUGAACAAGCAGUCAUCGGUUUGCCGCCAGGUGCGGCUACAUACGUUCAAGAUGACCGAGGCCGUGGUUGGUAUUCCUCGCUUAUGAACAUUGAACGUGGUCUGCCCAUUCUCGCCUCAAACCCGCGAUGCUGAGGCAAGCUGAACGUCAAAUGGACGACGAGGAACUCCGCGGCUGGGACAGAGUAUCGGCAGUGACUGGCACGUAUUUUUGAAGGAUAUGCCAGUACUUGGACACUCGAACUAAUGGCACGUUGCCCCUCGAGCGGUAUUGUGGACUGUCUCAAUGCUUAGGCAGAUGUGUACCGCCCAAAGGGGUCUACCAGACGCCCCAGGAAAUUGUCUUAACACGAGAAUAGGCCCGUUUUCGUGACUGAAGCAAGGCCGUGUAAGCCGUCUGUGGGAACCCCGUCAAUUCGCUCUGCAUGCUGGAGACCGAGCCUGCAAGUAGCGUUCGGAUAGUGUGGAUAGUAAUGCUAGUGAUUGUAAGCUUACUUAAUGCUCGUCAGCAA